AUGACAAAUAAAAAGGAGCUACAGUUUUCAGAAGGCUUGGGCUUUUUGUCAGAAAUCAAGGUCGAGGAAAGUAUCGAAAAGCCAGAGUAUGGAAAAGUGGAUGUGGAAAAAGGAUGGAAGACUACAACGGUCAACAACAAACCCGAGGACCCAAAUCUAGUCACUUGGGAUAACGCUGCAGAUCCCAUGAACCCCAAGAAUUGGCCCAUGAAAGACAAGUGGAUUGUCACGCUUAUCAUCUCGCUGUUCCUACUCGCAACCUUAAUGUCCUCAACGAUAAUUUCUCCUGCAUUACCUGACAUUGCAAAGAGUUUGGAUAUAACCAGUGACGUUGAAAUCCAAACCACAAUAUCCGCGUUCGUGCUUGGCUAUGCAUUCGGUCCGUUGUUCCUCGCACCAUUAUCUGAAAUGUAUGGACGAGUCAUUGUAGUCCAGUGGUCAAAUGUCUGGUUCGUUAUCUGGAGCAUUGUAAGCGGAUUUGCAGCAACGAAAACUCAACUGAUUACAGCUCGCUUGAUGGCUGGUAUCGGUGGGAGUGCAGCUUUGACGAUUGGUGGUGGAAUUGUAGGUGAUGUAUGGAAACCCGAACAGCGAGGAAGAUCAUUGGCAUUGUACAAUUUGAUCCCUCUGUUAGGUCCUGCUUUCGGUCCUCUAAUGGGGGGUUACAUUGCGCAGCGAGCUUCGUGGCGCUGGUCCUUUUUUACUCUCGCCAUAUUCGAAACAGUUCUGAUCAUUCUUUCUUUUGCUACUUUCAAGGAAACCUAUGGCCCUACAGUCUUAAAACGAAAAGCCAAAGCCCUUCGAAAGGCCACCGGAAACUUUAACCUCUACACUAAGCACAAGAAGGAAAACCCCGCACUCUUACCCAAAUUAAAAACUACGCUCUCUCGGCCUACCAAACUCCUCUUCACACAUCCCAUAAUCCAAAUUCUCGCCAUAUAUGGUGCUUAUAGUUUUGGUCUCCUUUACAUUGUUCAUACCACCUUUCCCAAACUAUGGACCGAACGUUACCACGAGUCUGUGUCACAAUCCGGACUCAACUUUAUCUCAAUCGCCAUCGGAUUUACAAUUGGAGCACAAGUCGCAGGCCCCAUCACAGAUCGCAUUUGGCAACAUCUGCGCAAGAAGGCAGCAAUAUCGAACCCCACUCUAAACGGUUUGGAACCAGUCAUUAUCCCAGAAUAUCGCGUCCCACUUAUGGUUCCCGGGGCACUUCUAGUACCCGUCGGCCUCCUAAUAUACGGUUGGUGUGCACAGUCCCAUACACACUGGAUUGGACCCAAUAUUGGUAUUGCAAUCUUCAGUGCUGGGACGACCGUAGGGACGCAUUGCCAGACUGCUUAUGUCAUUGACGCGUAUCCGGAUCACACGGCUUCAGCGUUGGCGGCAAUCGCAGUGAUGAAGGACUUUGCUGGUUUUGGGUUUCCCCUAUUUGCUCCGCAAAUGUACAAGGCAUUGGAUUAUGGAUGGGGAAAUACGUUGAUUGCGGGAGUGGCUAUUCUUCUUGGGGUCCCUAUGCCAUGGGUCUUGUGGAACUACGGGGCCAGAAUUCGAGCAAAAUCAGGAGCAAUUCGAGUGUGA
Messenger RNA from Lachnellula hyalina, 1581 nucleotides. Its product is annotated as Efflux pump. The transcript has 3 exons. Gene Ontology annotation, molecular function: transmembrane transporter activity. Gene Ontology annotation, biological process: transmembrane transport. The record is from RefSeq and is a predicted model, not a curated record. Bases 1 to 1581 code for a protein of 526 amino acids. NCBI's taxonomy places the organism in Eukaryota, Fungi, Ascomycota, Leotiomycetes, Helotiales, Lachnaceae.